AGACUUCUUUUUUGUGGUAUGGAGAGAGAAAAUAAAGACUUCAGAGACUGUGAGAGAGAGAGAGAUUUUUUUUUAUUGCAAAAGAAUGAUUCUGUACUGAGAGAGCUCAAGUCUUAAGAGCACGAAAUCAGCUGACUUUGCAAGCGGGGCUCCGCGGUUUUAAGACUAAAUCAUGGAUAACCCAGUGAAAUCAUGGGGAGAAGAUUCUUUCGUUCACGAGUUUAUGGGCUUUAAGAUCGUGUUUUAGCUGAUGCGGUGUUGGUGUAAUUCUUACCGCACCUUGUUCUGGUGUGUCUGUCCCUGUGAAGUUGAACUAAACGGUGAGGAAUAUGCGUAAAGGUCCUAUUGAUCAACAGAAAAGCUAUGAACAAGUUCAUUAUGCUAAUGUGGACACUGGAAAUGGGGUAGUAGGGCCUGGAAAUCAGAGGUUUUUUCAUGAUCCAUCUGGGAAUAUCAAUACUAACAUCCGGCCUCCAGAUUAUCCAAUGUCGGUAAGAGCUAGACCUGUGUUGAAUUACUCAAUUCAGACGGGGGAGGAGUUUGCUCUUGAAUUCAUGCGGGAAAGGGUGAAUCCCAGGCAGCAUGUCUUUCCAAAUGCUUAUGAUGACCCAAGCACCGCACCUGGCUACAUGGAUCUAAAGAACAUGGUGGGAUUUUCUCAUACAGGUUCUGAAAGUGGAUCCGAUAUAUCCAAGCUUAAUCCAGCAGAAAAAGAUCGUAUCCAGGAGUUUGAAAAGAAGGGCGCUUCAGCCCCCGAUAAUAACAGUUAUCAUGAUUCCAUGCGAUCAGUUCCUCGAAGCUCAUCAAGGAAUGACAGUAAUCCAGGACUUCAUUGUUAUGCUUCUUCUUCCGCUUCUGAUAGUUCAUCAGCAAAGGUGAAGUUUCUCUGCAGUUUUGGUGGUAAAAUUUUGCCCCGUCCUAGUGACGGAAAGCUUAGAUAUGUUGGAGGAGAAACACGUAUUAUCCGGCUAAGCAAGGAUAUUUCUUGGCAAGAUCUUAUGCAGAAAACAUCAGCAAUUUACAGUCAAACUUAUACAAUAAAGUAUCAGCUUCCUGGUGAGGAUCUUGAUGCAUUGGUUUCUGUGUCAUGUGAUGAGGAUCUGCAGAACAUGAUGGAGGAGUGUAAUGUACUGAAUGGAGGAUCGCAUAAGCCCAGGAUGUUCCUAUUUUCUAGUAGUGAAUUAGAAGACGCUCAGUUUGGUAUGGGAAGUGUUGACGGGGAUUCUGAGAUUCAAUAUGUAGUUGCUGUUAAUGGAAUGGACUUAGGUUCAAGGAAAAACUCAAUUGCAGCCAGUGUUUCAGGAAACAAUUUGGAUGAGUUACUCAAUCUAAAUGUUGAUAGGGAGAUUGGCCAAGUUGCUAAUGAAUUAGCUGGUGCUGGCAUCACAUCAGCAGCUGUUGAUGUGCCUUCUGCAACAAUCCAAUCCUCUCAACUGGUGAUGGCAAGUUCAACAGGUUUAUAUGAGUCUAAUUCACACCAUUACCUGGGACAGAAGAUGCAGCAUGAGGAAGCUGGCGAGCAUCCAUUUUAUGCUUUUCACCCUGCCGAGAGAUCACCUCAGAUAGAUGGGAAUGCUAUGACUACUUCACCUGCCAUUUCACAGCAUUAUGGUUAUGGUUCUCACCCUACGAACUAUGCAGUUCCUGGAGAAAAUAUAUCGUCAAUGCCUCUGUAUGAGCAUCUGACUCAACAAGGACAUAUGAUUAGAGGACCAAAGUAUGCUGGUAUUCAUUUGCAGCAAUCGAACAUAUCUACAAAAGAGCCAAAAUUGAGGAGAGAUGGUUCAGCCCAGAAAAUAAAUGAAGCUGAGACAAGUCAAUCCUUGGAAAAGGAAAUUCCUCUAAAGGACUUAAAAAUGAAAAGAGAUGGCUCUCAGCCAGAGAUUAAUGAAACUGUUUCAGUUCGGACAUCAGGUGAGAACAUUACUUAUUCAAAUCCAAGUGAUGCUUCUGUUCCAAACAAUAUUUCUAGGGAAGACACAUCAGUCUCCAAUUUGGGCCCAGACGUGGAAUCACCUUUUUUAAGUAACAAAAGCAAUAAAAGCCAGCAGGAACUUGCACAAAAUUCAGUGCUCUAUGAAGCUGUAAAUGAAGGGAAGAAAAGUAAUGAUGUUGACCCUUUUUACUCAUCUAGUGGUGCAAGUGCUCCCAUUUAUGGAGGCCCUGAUACUGAUCCAGUUGACAGCUACGUUGAACCAUCUGUGGUUCCUCAAAGGGUUUUUCAUUCUGAGCGAAUUCCUCGUGAGCAGGCAGAGAUGAAUCGAUUGUCAAAAUCAGAUGAUUCCUUUGGUUCUCAGUUUUUGAUAACUCAAGCACGUUCAGAUUACUCUCAACCAGACACGGAGUCAGUUGAUCAGUUUCGUGAUGGGAAUGUGGCUUCUUAUUCUGAGCAGUCUAUCGCCUCUGCAAAACCGGCGAAUGCAAAUGUUCAGACUGUUGAAGAUGGUUUGGCACAAUUCAAAAGGUAUAAAGAGUUUGCUGAUAAUAUGAGUGAAACAAAUUCCAGUGUUUCUGAUGUGCUUGAGGCAAACUUACAGAAACCUGAAUCAAGAUACGUAGUUCUUAAUUCUGGAGAUGAUCCUGAAAUGGCCAUAAGCAGAAACACCAACAACGGCCGCUCUAUCUAUGAUAAGGAAGCAGCUGGGUUGAAUCAUCCUACACAAGGUCAAGGAACCCUAAAUAAACGCGUAGAUGAUGCCGUGUUAAAAAAAUCGGAAUUUGAAUCGAGUGAGAUAGGUUCCAGCAAGCAUACUGAAAACAAUGCUAAGGAGCAUGCACAGCCUUUGGUGCUGGCCGAGAAUCCAAUUAGAGCUGUUCCUCAAGGGGAGUCUGCUGUUAAUUUUGGCACUCCAGAACAGGGAGACAUACUUAUUGAUAUUAAUGACCGAUUUCCUAGUGAUUUUCUGUCUGAUAUAUUCUCAAAAGCAAAACUGUCCGAAAACCUUUCUGGCAUCAAUCCGUUGCAUGUUGAUGGUACUGGCCUAAGCUUGUACAUGGAAAAUCAUGAACCUAAGCAUUGGUCAUACUUUCGAAAGUUGGCUCAAGAUGAAUUUGUUAGAAAAGAUGUUUCUCUUAUGGACCAGGACCAUCUGGGUUUCUCAUCUCCAGUUACAAAUAUAGAAGGGCUUGCCAUUGACUACAGCUAUCCCCCUGUAACGUCUGAUGGAGGUGCCUUUGGUCAUGUUGAAUCGCAUGUCAAUUUUGGUGAGACCAUUCAGCCAGAAUCAUCCGGUAUUGGUGGACUGAACACGAUUGAUUACAGUCAAUCUCAACCCAAGGGCAGCGAAAGUGUACAAUUGGAUGGUGUGAACCCUAGAAUACCAGAAUCAGCAUAUGAGGAUGGGACGUAUCAUCAGAAUACUACUGCACCUAUUAUUGAUCUUCCUCUCGGAGAGUUUGACAUUAGUACAUUGCAGAUUAUAAAGAAUGAAGAUCUGGAAGAGUUGCGGGAGUUGGGUUCUGGCACAUUUGGAACUGUUUAUCAUGGAAAAUGGAGGGGUAGUGAUGUUGCCAUAAAGCGAAUAAAAAAGAGCUGCUUUACUGGUCGCUCAUCUGAGCAGGAGCGAUUGACAGUUGAGUUCUGGCGUGAAGCUGAAAUUCUUUCUAAGCUCCAUCAUCCCAAUGUGGUGGCUUUCUAUGGAGUGGUGCAAGAUGGUCCUGGAGGAACUCUAGCUACGGUAGCAGAGUUCAUGGUAAAUGGCUCUCUUAGACACGUCCUACUUAGCAAGGAGAGACAGCUUGAUCGCCGUAAGCGACUUAUCAUUGCCAUGGAUGCGGCUUUCGGGAUGGAAUAUUUGCAUUCGAAGAACAUAGUGCAUUUUGAUUUGAAAUGUGACAACUUGCUCGUCAACUUGAAAGAUCCUUCGCGUCCUAUUUGCAAGGUGGCCGAUUUUGGUUUGUCAAAAAUUAAAAGAAACACUUUGGUUACUGGUGGUGUAAGGGGAACUCUUCCAUGGAUGGCCCCGGAGCUAUUGAACGGCAGCAGCAGUAAGGUUUCUGAAAAGGUGGAUGUGUUCUCUUUUGGCAUUGUUCUGUGGGAGAUUCUCACUGGCGAGGAGCCUUAUGCCAAUAUGCAUUACGGAGCAAUUAUAGGAGGCAUAGUCAAUAAUACUUUAAGGCCACCCGUACCAAUUUUCUGUGAUCCUGAAUGGAAAUUGCUAAUGGAACAGUGUUGGGCUCCUGAUCCCAUACCCCGUCCGUCAUUUACAGAGAUAGCAAGACGCUUACGCAUCAUGUCUGCUGCAUGCCAAACUAAGCCGCAAGGCCAGCAGCCACCCAAGUAAGGGGUAUAUGCUUAUUUCCUUAUUAUGCCUCUCCAGCCUUAGAACAAACUAUAAUGAUCAGUCAUUUCUGCAUACGUAAUUAAGGUUCUGUGUAUUGUACGGGUUGGGAGGGAAGGGCUCUCAGGGAGAGAGAUUAUUGUGUUCUGUGCAGCUCUUGACAAAUAAAAGUGGUCUCUAUGUAAAGUUUAUUAUUUGUGCAACUCUAUUUAUACUAAAUAUAAGGUUUGAUAUCGAAUA
Messenger RNA from Tripterygium wilfordii, 4520 nucleotides. RefSeq lists its product as uncharacterized. The transcript is spliced from 9 exons. NCBI's taxonomy places the organism in Eukaryota, Viridiplantae, Streptophyta, Magnoliopsida, Celastrales, Celastraceae. The record is from RefSeq and is a predicted model, not a curated record. Bases 330 to 4283 code for a protein of 1317 amino acids. Gene Ontology annotation, cellular component: cytoplasm. Gene Ontology annotation, molecular function: protein kinase activity; ATP binding; protein binding. Gene Ontology annotation, biological process: protein phosphorylation; signal transduction.